Molecule: messenger RNA, 5075 nt
Organism: Micropterus salmoides (largemouth bass)
Lineage: Eukaryota; Metazoa; Chordata; Actinopteri; Centrarchiformes; Centrarchidae
Gene: topbp1
Product: DNA topoisomerase II binding protein 1
Exons: 28
Coding region: 417-4973 (1518 amino acids)
Biological process (GO): DNA replication initiation; mitotic DNA replication checkpoint signaling; mitotic G2 DNA damage checkpoint signaling
Source: RefSeq, a predicted model, not a curated record
GUUACGCCGUUGGCGCGAAUAACAACAACAAAGCCGAUAUAUGUAUUUUGCCAAACUGUUGUCAUUAAAUUAAUAUAAAAUGUAUUUUAAUGUCUUCAAUACUAUGGAGACUAGUAACCGUUUGUUUAUGAUAAUAUGAAUAUGUCUUUGAAGCAUUUUUAACGUUUUAGCGUAAAGUUACCGGCUGCAUGUUUCGAUGUUAACGUUAAGCUAACAUUAACCCGGUUACACAGUUUCUUUCAAGUCUGUCUAAAACUGACAGUAGCUUUAGAUAAACUGCUAUAUUUCGGAACGUUUCUUGUUGACGAGCCGUACUAACGUUAAACUAAUUCCCCAUGACUAGUCAGAGUGUAGACUCUUUAGUUUCCUGACAGUCUGGGUCCAUCAGGAGGUAAAGUUAACAGUUAACGUUGACCAUGUCCAAAGGAGACAGGGAAGGCUUCAUUGUGAAGUUUGUGGAAAAUAGAGGGAAAAAAACAGAGUAUGCUGUCAAGGCCUAUGAGGCCAUUUUGGCGCUGCAGUCAGAGAAAUACUUAAAAACCAUCGACGAAGAUGCUGUUCUACAGAUGGACCAGAACGACAAGUCUCUGUUUGUCUUCAGCAGCUUCACCACCCCAGGGUUUCUGCACUGCACAAAGCUUGGCUGCCGAGUGGUGAGUCCACUGGUGGUGUUGUACUGCCUGCAGCAGCAACAUUGUGUACCCAAAGCAGAGAAGCCUGUCUAUAACAUGGCCAUGGCUGGCAUCACUAUUUCCUGCACCAGCCUGGAUAAAACAACACGGACAGAGGUGAUGGAUCUGGUGCAGCUCAUGGGUGGACGGGUCUAUCUUGACCUAAAUGUAUCUGUUACACACCUGAUAGCAGGAGAGGUGGGCAGCAAGAAAUAUCUGGUAGCUGCCAGCCUGGGGAAACCCAUCCUGCUGCCCACAUGGGUCAAAGCCUGCUGGGAGAAAUCUCAGGACAGUCUCUUCAGGUAUACAGAUCUACCCAUUGAGGACUAUCUGUGCCCUGUGCUGCGUGGAUGUACUGUUUGUGUAACAGGUCUUUCCAGCAUGGAGCGUAAAGAGGUGCAGCGGCUCUGUGAGCAGCAUGGAGCCACCUACACUGGGCAGCUCAAAAUGAAUGAGUGCACCCACCUCAUCGUUAGUGAACCAACAGGUCAGAAGUACGAGUGUGCGCGGAAGUGGAACGUGUAUUGUGUUUCCCUGCACUGGCUGUUUGACAGCAUAGAGAAGGGCUUUUGUCAAGACGAGAGCAGGUACAUUGUGGAGCGUAACGCAACAAAAACCACUCGACCGCACACUUCAACACCUACGGGCACCAGCAAGAAGGAGGAGGGUUCAUCUCUGUUGGGCGUGAGUCACAUCUCUGUCAAUGCCAGCAUGACAAUAAAUGACACAGCCCUCACCAACGGUACCAUCAGCCACCUGGAAGCUCCUGAUCCCAUCGAUAGUCUUGACCUCACCGUCUGCCCAGCUGAUGAUUUACUGGAUGGCUGUAAGCUGUAUCUGUGUGGCCUGCCCGGGAAGAAACUGGAGAAGCUACGGCGUCUGGUGAACGCUGCGGGAGGUCUGCGCUUUAACCAUCUCAGUGAGGAACUCACACAUGUGGUCAUGGGAGAGCUGGACCAGGACCUCAAGAACUUCCUCUCCAAAGCAACACAUAGACCCCAUGUAGUAACAGUGCAGUGGCUGCUGGACAGUUUCAACAAAGGCAGUCUACUUCCAGAGGCAGGUUACCUCCACCCUGACUGUCUACCCCCUGCUCCAGCUGCUGUGUCUGUGCCUGCCCGUCGCACUCCGACUUCCCGUCCCUCAGUUGGUCCCCCCGUGGCCAGUCCCAGCACUCCAAGGCAUAAGAGAGCAGAGGAAGAGCUGCUCUCGCAGUACAUGGAUGAUGACCCUACAGUAGUUGAAAUGCCUCCACCAGCAGAGGGCAGCAGCAGGAGGUCCGUCAGUAUAGCUGCAGAGCCUCAGCCUGAACCGUGGGCACAAAACCAGACCAGAGGACCAGUGCAUGACUCAACCCUGCAGGAAGCCAGCGAGGCAGGCCUGUUUUUGGGGAAAGGUUUCCUUCUGGUGGGCUUCGGCUCUGAGUCCGAAGCCCAGCUUUCUUUGUUGGUGACAGAAAAUGGAGGCAGGGUGCUGAUGGGCCGAACACGUGUUGUGGCAGACUAUGCAGUGGUCCCACUGCUGGGCUGUUCAGUGGAGGCUACAGUGGACGAGGUGGUCACUGAUACCUGGCUGGCCAUGUGUGUGGAGAAGGAGUGUGUUCUGCAGCUGUCCUCUAACCCUUUGUUCACCCCUGUUCCUGUGAUGGAAGGACGUUUUCCUCUCAAAGAUUGCGUUCUUUCUGUCAGCCAGUUCACCGGAGCAGAGAGGGAGUCUUUGGUGGAGCUGGCCAAGCACCUUGGAGCCAGCGUCCAGGAUUACUUUGUGCGCCUGGCCAACCAGAAGAAAGGCAUGCUGGCCAGCACUCAUCUGGUGUUGCAGAGCCCCGAAGGUACAAAGUACCGGGCAGCAAAGAAAUGGGGGCUCCCUGCCGUCACCAUGCACUGGAUACUACAAUCCGCUCGGACUGGCCAGAGGGCGGAGGAGGGGCGUUUUCUAGUUGACCUGCCACCCUCACCAGAGAGGGAUGAUGAAAGUUUCGUUGGAGGUUCCCAGAAGCCAGCCAUGCCUCCACCAGCACGUUCGUCUCCAGAGAUCCCUCUGCUGGGUCUCCAGAGCGGUAAGGCCGUGACCCCGCUGGAUUUAGGUCGCUUCCGGAGCAAAGUGUUCCGCUCGGUGUUGGACGAGAUGAAGCCUAAAGAGGAUGUCGGCACCCCAAAACAAAACCAGGAGGGCGGCAGAAGGAACCCCCUUCAGAAGGAAACCAUGCUGCAGCUGGACACUCCCUCUCGGUUCCUCAGCAGAGACCAGCUUUUCAGGCCCUCUUUCAAUGUCAAGGAUGCGCUGGGAGCAUUGGAGACUCCAGGGGGAAGAGCCAAACCAGGAGAGAGGGUGGAGACCCCACUGACUGAUGUCAUCAACAGGAAUCUGAAGGUGGCUAUGGCCAAUAGCACCCGAAAUAGCGUCACAGAUAUGGAAGCCAUCUCUGCUAGCCCCCAACUUUCCAAGGCGACUGAGAAAGAGGUACCAGAAAAAGAAGGCAGUCCUCUGACUGGUGUUGUUGUCUGUGUGGGAAAGAAGCUGAGCAAAAUGCAGAGUGAGCUCAAUGCCAUCGCUGCCUCACUUGGAGCUGACUUUAGGUGGGCUUGUGAUGAUACGGUGACACACUACAUUUACCAGGGCCGUGUGGGGGACAACACCCGGGAAUACAGAGGAGUGAAGGAGCGAGGGCUGCAUGUGGUCUCCCAGUACUGGCUGCAGGCGUGUGCUGAGGAGCAGCGGCAUGUCCCAGAGUCUCUGUAUCCUUUCACCUACAACCCCAAGAUGAGCCUAAAUCUCAGCCAGGUGCCGAACAGCUCUCAAAGAUCUCCGCCUUCAACACGAACACGACUCGAAGACAUCCCUGAGGCAAAGAAUGACAAGCGUGAACACACCACAGAAGAAGCUACAAACUUGCGUCGUGUAAGCGACGGAAGCACAGAUCAAGAAGAGAUGCCUGAUGCUGCAGAUAAAAGUGACAUUUCAGAGACUCUAGAAAUGAGAGAGAACCUGCAGAGACAGCUCCAGGAGAUCAUGUCAGCCACCAAGCUGACAACAGGGAGGCGUACCUCGGUCAGGCUCAGCAGGAUGGGAUCAGGAGGGGCCGACUCGGGCCCCUACACACCCGAUGGGAACCGUGUGGGACGCAGUGGGAGCAGACGUACCCUGGAAGCUCUGAGGGUUUCCAGAGCAGCAGCUAUGGACAUAAACACAGAGCCAUCUCAGAGUGAACAGAUCGUUUGGGAUGACCCUACAGCCAGGGAGGAGAGGGCCAAGCUGGCUGAUAAUUUACAGUGGCCUGGCAGUCCUUCCCAACACUCGGAGCCCCUCGCACAUCCUCCUCCUCCCACUGCAGAAAACGGCCCUCAGUUCAGGGACUCCAUGACGGACUCUGAGCUGGUGGAGAUGGCUGCUUGUGACGUCAUCGACCAGCAUAUGGGCCAGAAAGUCACAACGCCUCCAACAAAGGAGCGAGAAAAUGACAUCCUCACUCCUAAUGCCCCCAGCAUCGCCUUCCCUCUCGCCAACCCCCCAGUAGCACCGGAGCCACAGGAGAAGCGAGAGGAAGAAAAGCAGCCACCCAGAUUUCAGCUGUCCUCCCUCAGUCCCCAGGAACGCAUUGAUUACAGUCACCUCAUUGAGGAACUUGGUGGUGUAGUCCUGGACAAGCAGUCUUUCGACCCCAGUUGCUCCCACAUCAUCGUAGGGACUCCGCUGCGCAACGAGAAGUACCUGGCAGCAAUGGCGGCUGGCAAGUGGAUCCUGCACCGCUCGUACCUGGAGGCCUGCCGCUCUGUGGGUUGCUUCAUCCAGGAGGAUGAGUACGAGUGGGGCAGUAGCUCCAUUCUGGAUGCGUUGCCCUCCAUUACCUCUCAGCAGAGGAGACUGGCGUUAGCUGCCAUGCGCUGGAGAAAAACCCUGCAGGGACGCUCUGAGCAAAGGGGAGCCUUCAGUGGAUGGACAGUCAUGUUAAACAUCGACCACAACAGAGAAUCAGGCUUCAGGCGGUUACUGCAGUCUGGCAGGGCAAAGGUCCUGCCGAGUCCCUCCCCGUCCUUGUACAAGGGGACCACUCACCUGUUUGCAGACUUUAAUCGGCUGAAGCCCGGAGACUUCAGAGUCAAUGUAUCUGAGGCUACCUCCCACGGAGUCACAUGCUUGAAGCCAGAAUACAUCGCAGACUACCUGAUGCAGGAGCCAACCCCACCUAUCGAGCUGUACUGCCUGACUGAAGCUCCGUCUGAAGAAGCUCCAGGCACUCCAUCACGUAAGCGUAAAGCAGCCACAGACAACUCCAGUCUGAAAAAGACACGGCUGAACUGAAAUGUCACUACUAAAUAUUGUCAUUAAAAUUCUCACGUCUGUGAAAAUGAUUGUAAAUAAAAAAAAUUCUUUAUCUUGUGUAUUAAAAAUAAAAUAAAUGUA